AAUAAUGUGUUUAGAAGUUGAGUUGAAAAUCCACCAUGGAGGGAAUUUCAAGAGAAUGCCAAAUCUGGCAUAUGUCAAUGGUGAUAUUGAGAGUAUUGUGUUAGAUCCAGAUAGAAUUUCAUACCCUCACUUGAUGAAGUACAUCACAGAGGAUAUGUAUAAAAAAGUGGAUUCACUGUCAUUUAAAUUGCCCGAUGAGAGUCUAGACAGCUUAAGGCCAUUAUGUGAUGAUGCUACUACUCUACAGCUAAUUGAGAUGGCAAUUAAUCACGGUGUAGUAGAAGUGUAUGUGGAACACGGAAUUGAUGAACCUGAACUUGUUGACAACUUAGGGCUGCCUUCAACAUUAACUGUGGGGGGAAAUGAUACUUCACUGAGAGUUGGGGCAGAGCAUCACAAUGAGUGUGAAGACACGCAUGAAAAAGAAAAAGAGAGUGAGAUAGAAACAAAUGGAGAAUAUGAAGACCAUGAAGAAGACAUACCAUCUGGUGAUGAUCAGGCUUCCUUAGAGGGUGAAGAAGAUUUAAACGAUGACAAUGAUGACCAAUUAAAAAAGUCUCAAAAUGAUUGGGUAAACAGUAAGGGUACUGGCACUAGUUCAGAGUCUGACUUUGACGGUGAGGAAGAAUGUAGUGAGUAUUAUGACUCUGAAGACCCCCCCAGUUUGCACUCAGAUUCUGAAAAUGAAGAGGGUCAUAUGGUGGGUUCAAAAGUGAAGAAGAAUAUGAAAUGUCCAUCAUACAAUAGAAAUUCAGAUUCCAAAGACCUUGACCUGAAAAUGUUGUUUGAAGAUGCAAGGGAGUUCAAAACUGCUAUAAUAAACUAUGCAGUUCAUUUUAAGCGGGAUCUUAGAUGGGUAAGGAAUGGGCCCAUGAGAGUUCAAGUGGCAUGUUCGGUGAAUUGUCCUUUCAGAUGCACUGGUUCAUGGGCAAAGCAGUACCACUGCUUCCAGAUGAAGACAUGGGUGGGUACACACAGAUGCAAUGAGAAAUUCAAGUUAAAGAUAGUUAGUCAAGCCUGGCUUGAAGAAAAGUACGAGAAUAAAAUCAUAGAAAACCCGUGCAUACGCCAAGUUGAGUUGCAAAAGGAAAUACGGAAUGACUUGAAAAUAAGUGUGAAUAUUACGAAGGUAAAAAGAGUCAUUGCCAGGGUAUUGAAAAAAAAUAAUGCAUCAUUUGGGGAUCAGUUUAGAAGACUAAGAGACUAUGGAGCUGAGUGUUUGAGGUCAAACCCAGGGAGCACCAUCAUUGUAAAAACGCAGAGGGUGACUGAAGACGGUCCUGAGGUAUUUCAACGAAUGUAUGUUUGUUUUGGAGCUUUAAAAAGGGGUUUUUUAUCGGGAUGCCGCCAAAUCAUUGGCUUAGAUGGAAGUUUUCUCAAAGGGUUGCUCAAAGGUGAAAUACUAAGUGCUGUGGGUAGGGAUGCCAAUAAUGAAAUGUACCCUAUAGCAUGGGCCGUUGUGGAGAUUGAAAACACUGAUUCGUGGAGGUGGUUUCUAGAGUUGCUGAAAGAGGAUCUGGACAUCAACAAUACAUUUCAUUGGACUUUGAUGAGUGAUCAACAAAAGGUAUGGAUAAAAACAACCAACAUAUCAUUUCACACUUGCUAAUUUCAGACCUUUAUCAUUUAUUAAGUUUUAGGUAUAUCUAUAGAUGUGAGUUACUGAUUUCAGAGUUUUCUCAUGUAAUUAUAGUACUAAGUUUUAAGUUUACUGUAUUUUUAGUUUUAAGUUUACUAAAUCUUAUGUAAAUCUGCCAACAAAAAAAUAUACUAAAUCUUAAGUAAAAUCUUAAGUUUACAGUUUACUAAAGUAUAGUUUUUACUAAAACUUAAGGAAAAUGUUAAGUUUACAAGUUUACUGAAGUAUAGUUUACAGUUUACUAAAGUAUAGUUUUUACUAAUACAGUAAUACUUAAGUAAAAUCUUAAGUUAUAGUUUUUUCUGAUUUCAGAAUUAGUCUUAAGAAGUGAGUUACAGUGUUCUCAGUUUUAUGUUUACUAAAACUUCAGUAUAUACUCUGUGUUAUAUUGCCUAUGUUAAUAUAGUUUUUACAGUAUAUGGGCAUUAUAUUAAAACUAACUGUGUCUUUACAGUAUAUGGGCAUUAUAUUAUGUCUAUGUUAAUAUACUCUGUGUCUAAAUUCUUUAGGUGUUAAACAAUCAGUGUAAAAAUCGUGUGCAGGGUUUAGUGAAGGUUAUAAAAGAACUUUUCCCAAAUUCAGAGCAUAGAAACUGUUGCAGACAUAUAUAUGCAAAUUGGAGUAAGAAGCACAGGGGAAAGAUGCUAAAGAAACAUUUUUGGUUCUGUGCCAGAAGCACAACUGAAGCUCACUUUGAAGAACAAAUGAAAGCGUUGAUGAAAGUUGAUGCUUUAGCAAAGGGUGAUUUGGACGUCAUUGACCCUCAUCAGUGGUGCAAAGCAUAUUUCAGAACUCAAGUGAAAUGUGACACCUUGGACAACAACUUAUCAGAGGCUUUUAAUAAUACAAUCCGAAAAGCUAGGUGCAAGCCAAUAAUUCCUAUGUUAGAGGACAUUCGAAUUACCACAAUGAAGCGAAUUGCUAAAAAGGUCAAGUUUGUGAAGGGAUGGACUUCCAAGCAUGGACCUAGAAUAUUGAAAAAGUUAAAUGCCAACACAUAUCAAAGCAUGGGAUGGAAGGUUAGUCUAUGAACUCAGUUGGUGAUUCAUAUAUAUAUUUAUUUCCUUUCUGAUGUAUGGUGUUUUAUAACAGGUUGUUUUCAAUGGUGAUGAUGGGUACGAAGUUAAACGUGGGAGCCAUCAAUAUCAAGUCAGGCUUGAAGCAAGAAGUUGCUCUUGUAGAGCUUGGGAAUUGAGUGGAAUUCCUUGCCCACACGCUAUCUGUGCAAUUUUGGACAAAGGUGGGGAUCCUGAGGAUUAUAUUGACCCUUGCUAUUCAAAGGAGGUGUACCAGGGAAUAUAUUCUUAUCACCUUCAACCAAUGAAUGGAGAGUUGAUGUGGAGUAAGACACAAAAUAAUGAUAUCGCACCUCCAAUUCCCAGAAAGAUGUCUGGCAGACCCAAGAGAAAGAGAACACGAGAAGCCAACGAAGGACUGGGGUCCGAAAACGGAAGGACGACGAUCUCAAGAAAAGGCAGAGUCAUGACUUGUUCGGUAUGUAAGCAACCAGGACAUAAUAAAGCAAAGUGCUCGAGUAAGACCUCAGAUACGCAGACGACAUCCACUGAACUUACAAAGACAACAAGCACUAUCAAACAAGCAUCUGCCAAAUUGAAAAUGAAAAGAAGAACUCAAACUGAAGCACCAAGCACUCCACCUGAUGCAGGACCCUCUGCUGCAGCCAUUUAGUGGAUAGAGUUGCAUUUAGUAGUAAUGUGAUAGGGAAACUAAUGUAUUUGUAUUUGUCUGGCAAUGACAAUGCCUUUUUUGACUUUGUCUAUGUUUCUGAUGUACUUGAUUGUGUUUUGAUGGCGUUAUUUCAGUCCAAGGGAUUCAAUCGUAUGAAAUGAAAAUGUUGUUUGAUUGAUGUUAUUUUUGUCCAGCAGGUUCAAUCUUAUGGAAUGAAAACCUGUUUUAAUUGAUGUUAUUUCCGUC
Messenger RNA from Cuscuta epithymum, 3574 nucleotides. Lineage: Eukaryota; Viridiplantae; Streptophyta; Magnoliopsida; Solanales; Convolvulaceae. The record is from the annotation of a GenBank genome assembly.